Messenger RNA from Danaus chrysippus (African queen), 1755 nucleotides. NCBI's taxonomy places the organism in Eukaryota, Metazoa, Arthropoda, Insecta, Lepidoptera, Nymphalidae. The record is from the annotation of a GenBank genome assembly.
UUGCUUGUAUUGACGGGGAUAUUAUGGGGUUGUACGAACCCAUUCAUUAGACAAGGCACAAAAGGUUUAAGGAAAGUUUGUGCCAAAACAAGAUUGGGUCAAGCUUACGCAGAGAUUAUUUUUCUCUUAGGGAAUUGGCGGUACGUGGUACCCUGGUUAAUUAACCAAUGCGGUUCGUUGGUGUAUUUAUCGGCUGUGCAGCGUGUGCCUUUGUCUCUUGCUGUGCCUACCGCCAACAGCCUUGCGUUCGCUUUCACAGCACUAACGGGAGCAAGUCUGGGUAUUGAAGAGCCUUUGGAUUUCGAAACUAAGCUUUACAACGUGCACCAAUACCAACUGAAAACGUAUUAUGAUGAAGUCAUUAAUAAUAUUAACUCCGAUAUGGACGAUCUACCCCAAUACUUCUGUUUCGAAUGUGCAUACUUGCUCUAUAAGUAUCACAAGUUCAAGGAAAAAUGUAGUAUUGGUCAUAAAAUACUUAAAGAGAUGUCGUGUCGAGGCGCACAAUUCAAAGCCAGAGCAGAGAAUGAUAAAUACAAAAGCGCACCGUUCAAGUGUACAGAUUGCUUUAAAGGUUUCUCAAAAGAGAAUAUAUUAAAGAGACAUAAGAUCUUGAGGCAUAAUGAGAUAUAUAAAAUAGAGUGUCCGUUUUGUCACAUGCGUUUCAAAUUAAAUUGUUUCAUGCAGAAACAUUUGAGAAGCCAUUACACUAAAUAUGAAUGCAGACGGUGCAAUGUUGUUUAUCCAUUGGAAGGUUCAGCUUUAUUCCAUGAGGAGUUCCACAGCGGAGUCAUUAGGACAUGCAGACACUGCAACGAAGAGUUCCGUCACUCGUCAACAUAUUAUUCACAUCUCCGAACACAUAAGAGUGAGUUCGUAUGUAGUGUGUGUGGGUCGUCAUUCGUGAGUGAGGCUGGUCUACAUCAACAUAAGCGGAUCAAACAUUGCGACAGUGUCGAAUCUCCUGAUGAUGAAGAAAUGAAUACUUUCUGCACCAAAUGUGAUAUCAGCUUUGAAAGCAGACCGGCCUAUGAUGAACACUUACUGCACUCUAUAAAACAUAUUGAAGACAUUGAGAAUGAUAAUGAAGUUGUUUUAGACAAACGGAAGAAGGUUUUGGGAAAGAGAAUCAAAGAAAAGAUAACCGGCCAACUGUCCAAGAAAUCAAGGAAUAUGACAAAGACAGAUAGAAAGAGUUGUAAGAAAAGAAGACAACCGAGGAAACCAACGACAUGCCAUCAGUGUGGUAAACAUUUCGAGACCCAGGCCGCGUGUAUGAAGCAUCACGUGUCUGAACAUCCGAGGACCUCCUUCACCGCGCCGCAUCAGAGGCAUAUAUGUGAGAUAUGUGGAGCCUCACUCGCGCCGGGUAGCGUGAUAGCUCAUCAGAACAUGCACACAAGAGAGAAGCUCCACGCGUGUGAAACGUGUGGAAAACAGUUCUAUACGACUAUAUCACUGAAACGACACUCUGUGACCCACACAGGAGAGAAACCGUUCCCGUGUAGUUUAUGUGAUAAAAGAUUCACACAGAGCAACAGCAUGAAACUCCACUAUAGAACCUUCCAUCUAAAACAACCUUACCCAAAAAGAAAUAGAAGAAAAAAGAAGAUUAAUGACAGUAUGGAAGAAUCUCAUAGUGAGGAUUCAAGUGAUGUGAAAACUAAGAAAAUAGUUCAUGAACAAAGAAUCGAACCCAGUGCUGUAACUGUACAAGUUAUAAGUGAAAACGGACUAUUUAACUAUUGUGGAUAG